This is a messenger RNA of Ilex paraguariensis (yerba mate), 1104 nucleotides long. The record is from the annotation of a GenBank genome assembly. NCBI's taxonomy places the organism in Eukaryota, Viridiplantae, Streptophyta, Magnoliopsida, Aquifoliales, Aquifoliaceae.
AUGGCCUUCCGGAGUAUUUCGCCGACGAAAUCGAUUAAGAAACCCGCAGUGCUCUAUCACUACCCGUGCCCCGACGGUGCCUUGGCCGCCUUGGCUGCUCAUCUCUACUUCUCGGCUUCCUCUACCGCCGCUCUCUUCUUCCCCAACACCGUCUAUUCCCCCCUAAGGGUUGAAGAGCUUCCUCUGGACGAAAUUGGUGAUGUUUACCUCCUAGAUUUCGUCGGUCCCCCUGGUUUUCUUCUCGAACUCUCUCCCAAAGUUGAACGUGUCAUACUACUUGACCAUCACAAAACUGCACUUGAGAUGUUAAGGGAUGAAGCUUCAGUAGGUGGAAAUGUAAUUAAGGUGAUAGAUAUGCAGAGGAGUGGGGCUACAAUUGCUUAUAAUUAUUUCAAGGAAAAGCUUUUAGGUGGGAAUGUUAAUGAUGUUGUUGAUGGCCGUGAAUUUACACUAAGAACAUUUGAAAGAGUAAGGCACUUAUUUGAAUACAUUGAAGACGGAGAUCUGUGGAGGUGGCAUCUUGAUGAUAGUAAAGCUUUCAGUAGUGGUUUCAAAGAUUUGAACAUCGAAUACAAUGUCAGAUUGAAUCCAUCCUUGUUUCAGCAGUUACUUUCCAUGGAUCUUGAGUCUCUCAUAAGUCAAGGCAGGGUAAGCUUAUUAAACAAGCAAAAAUUAAUAAAUGAGGUUCUUGGGCAGUCAUAUGAAAUUGCACUCGGUGGUGGAGCAUUUGGACAUUGCCUGGCUGUUAAUGCGGAUUCUAUUUUGGAGCUGAGGAGUGAGCUUGGACACCAGUUAGCCAAUAGAAGCCAUAAAAUGAAAAUGAGGGGCAUAGGAGCUAUUGUAUAUAGAGUCCCUGAGCUUGAAAAUGAUCAAUUAUUGAAAAUAAGCCUUAGGAGUAUCAACUGCGAAGACACAACGUCCAUCUCACAGGUGGUUUUUAUUUUCUCUUUUGCUUGUGACGUCUUCGCCUGCCCAUUAGCUAUGAGCUAUAAAAAGUUUUGUGAUCCCUUACAGGAAUUUGGAGGUGGUGGGCAUCGAAAUGCCAGUUCAUUCAUGUUAAGCUCUGCAGAGUUUGAGAGGUGGAAGGUUUUUGCUAUUGAUUAA